AUGGCCCCCCGCCCCUGGCGCCUGAGCACUUCUCUCCUAAAACGCCCUUUCGUCUUCAAGCUCCUGGCCGAAGAGGCCGCCCUCCUUGGUUCCAACCCUUCGGCUGCCGACUGGGACCGCUGGAAACUCCACCUUACCCUCCGUCUCAAGCAGUUCGCCAACCAUGAACGGAACCGCGUGUCCAAAACUAUUGCCUUCCUCCAGCAUUUGAUCGGCAACCUCCUGCUCCGCUCAGCCUCCCAGGCUCCUAACCCCAUCACAAUGGCCGCCCUUGCUAAAGCGCAGCACCAACUCGCUCAAUACGAAGCUGCCAAAGCGGUUGAGAUCGCCUUCAAAGCCAAAGUGAAAGUGGAGGGACACAGAGAAAUGGGAAUUUCCCCCCUCCUCGCUGGCCUCGGAUCCCGCAUCAAGGCCUCUCUCAUCUCCUCCAUCACUCUUCCCUCAGGAUCCUCCACCGACCAUCUUCCUUCCAUGACAGCAGCCUGCACAACCUUUUUCAGCGCUCUAUACAGUGGCUCUCAACCCAUCUUGCACGAUAUCGGGUUCUGGCAACAUAUACCCAAGUCCUCCCUCCCCCCCGACCUUGUGCGACGCAUGGACGCGCCGUUUACACUUGCGGAAAUUAACCGUGCCAUCUCCAACCUUCCGAAAGGAAAAACCCCCGGCCCCGAUGGCCUCCCAGGCGAACUGUACCGGAUCCAUAAAGCCCACUUUUGUCCGCUCUUCUAUUCCUUACUAACGUCGUCCCCCUCGCCCCUACCCGCCCUUCCCCCAUCGAUGCUUCGUGGCCGCACGGUCCUCAUCCCCAAAAAGGGAGACUCCUCCUUGCUGGACAUCCUCCGACCUAUCACACUCAUGAACUCGGACUACAAAGUCAUUGCCCUCUGCCUCGCCUACCGCCUCCAACAAGCCCUUCCGCUCAUCAUUCACCCCUCACAAACUGCCUUCAUCAAACACCGUAAAAUCGGGGAUACCAUAAAUGAUAUUCUUGACAUUAUGGACUGGGCCUCCUCCAAAAGCUCCCCCCUCCUCGCCCUCACUGUGGACAUUCGAAAGGCUUACGAUUCUAUCGACCGUGAAUUCCUCCUCUCCAGUCUGGCCCACCUCGGCAUUCCAACCUCCUUCAUUGCAUGGGUUCGCCGUUUGCACACCAACACCUCUACCUGCAUCUCAGUCAACAACCUCGUCGGUGCAGACUUCCCCGUGCGCACCGGAGUCCGGCAGGGUUGCCCCCUCGCCCCCUUACUCUUCAUUUGUGCCAUUGAGAUUUUUCAGCGUCACAUGUCCCUCUCACUCCCCGGUUUCGCCCUCUGCCCUACGCAACGCCGUCUUAUGGCCUGCUACGCGGAUGAUGUCACCCUCUUUCUUAACUCUGACGCCGAACUCGGCAUCGCAACCGACAAUUUGCAAACGUUCGCCUCUGUAUCGGGGGAGUACCCCAAUUGGGCUAAAUGCUCCCUCUUGCUCUUUAACAUCCCUGCCCACUCCAUCUCUCACGCUGGUAACAUCCCAAUCCGCUCGUCUGCCGAGGCCGAACGUAUCCUAGGUGUCUUCGUCGAACAAGACUCCCCAGGUCGCACUACUUGGGACACCACCGUGUCCAAGAUCCAGCGCACGGCCAAAGCCCUGGCCGGUCUUCGCGCAACCGCUUCUUGUCGCAAAUCACUCUCCAACAUCUUUUUAAACAUGGUCAUCUCAUUCCCUGCUCGUUUCCAGCCUGUUCCUGCUCCAAUCCUCACCCGUCUGGAUGUCGCCGUUGGCAACUUUCUUUCCUCCUCCCGCUUCAAGGAACACGGUCUUGCUGUCCGCCUUAUCCCAAACCGUAUCCUCUACAACCAUGUCUCACAUGGGGGUCUCGGUGCCUUCUCCCCCCGCCAACAAGUCCUCGCCCUCUCUACCCAACGCGCCCUUCGCCGUUUCGGCGCAUCCCCGUCCGAAAACAUAGCCCGCCUUUCCUCCACCCUUCCAUACGGCCUCCACGCCUUCCUCGCCCACCCUGACAUCCUGCUACGCAACCACCUCCCUUCGGAAACACCUGCCCGCGCCCUAGCCGAACUCCACGCCUUUAUCUCCCUUCCCCCCACCAUCCUUCCCCCUCGUCUUGUGGCUGCAUGCAUUUUGGAAGAACCUUUAGCUUUCAAUCGCUCCAUUCUCCGUCCGAACGGCAAACCUUUUGGCGGGCGUAAGCAUGAGCGUUUCCUCAUCUCCCUUGAGCUACGCGUGGGCCACUUCGCCCGCAUCACCCCCACCUCGGUCCGCCCUCUCUCUAACGAAGAAUUCACCCCUCUCUUUCCCCCUCGUUAUUUUCCGUCUGGCAGACGAAUUCUCAAGCAGGUCUGCUCAGCCAUUCCGGCAGACUGGCACUCGGCAUCAACGGACCCCUCCUCGCCCCUUUCCGCCGCGCACCCUUCCCCCUCCCCGCUCCCCCCCGCGCCCCUCCCCUGCCCCUGCGCCAUCUGCUCCCGCCGUGCGCUCAUCUCCGCCUCUCUCCUCCUCUCCGCCUCCGCGCUCCCAGCAAACGCAGCCGACUCCGCCGCUUCCGCGCAGACGGCGGAGGCGGCGCAAGCGGCGCUGGCGGCGGUGCGCGGCGGUAAAUGGCGGUGGCAGGAAGAACUGUUCGCGUGGAUGAUGGCGACCGGUAUGAAGGAGUAUGAGGAGAGUGUAGAGGGCUAUUACUUUCUGGAGCAUGUAGCAGCACCGCAAGGCACCUCUCUGCACCUGUGGCAAACCGUCCUAGACCUCUUACAGCCCCUGCUAUACGACGGCUGCCACAUCACACGCAACCCCCUCCCUACCAUCAAGCUAGCAGGCUUUGCUGCAGUUAAAGCCCGGGAGGUGGUGCUGCCAGGGCGGUGGCUCAUCGGUCCCCACGUGAUUGGGCAAGCAGUUAAAGCCCACUACUACUUCCUGGAGCACGUGGCGGCACCGCAGGGCACCGCUCUGCACACCUGGCAGCGGCUGUUGGACCCCCUGCAAUCUACACUGGCAGACGGGUGUCAUCUCAAGCGCAGCCCUCUGACUGUCAUCAAGCUGGCGGGGUUUGGCGCGGUGCAAGCAAGGGAGGUGAUGGUUCCGGGGCUGUCGCUGCUGGCGCCACAUGUUGUCGGCACUGCUGUGGAGGCUUAG
Messenger RNA from Closterium sp. Naga37s-1, 3126 nucleotides. The record is from the annotation of a GenBank genome assembly. NCBI's taxonomy places the organism in Eukaryota, Viridiplantae, Streptophyta, Zygnematophyceae, Desmidiales, Closteriaceae.